AUGGAGACAGAAGUCAAAGUGGAAGAGUCAAGUAAACCUCUCCGAUAUGUUGAUAUCGGUAUCAACUUGAGCGAUCCCAUGUUCCGGGGUCACUAUCACGGCAAGAAGGCUCACGAUGAUGACUUGGACGAUGUCAUUCAGCGAGCCAAGGAUGUGGGAUGCGCCAAGUUCAUGGUCACCGGCUCGGAUCUGGUCGAGUCGGAAGCAGCCGUGCAAAUAGCCCGCGACCACCCUGGCUUUUGCUACGCAACUGUGGGUGUACACCCUUGUCAGGCAAAGCUCUUUGAUGAGUACCCCGGGGGCCCCGACAAGAUGAUCGAGGAUCUAAAAAAGCUGGCCAUCGAGUCCAAGGAGGCCGGGUUCACGGUUGCCUUUGGCGAGAUCGGUCUCGAUUAUGAUCGAUUGUUUUUGAGCAAAAAGGAGCCCCAACUCAAGUACUUUGAGGCUCAACUAGAUCUGGCCAUCGAGAUUGGACUUCCCUUAUUCCUUCACUCCCGAGCUGCCAGCGAGGACUUUGAGCAACUGUUGAGUUCCAGACUCGAUCGACUUCCAAAAGGUGGUCUUGUGCAUAGUUUCACGGGCACCAUGGAGGAGAUGCAGCGGCUGGUAGCGCUGGGCUUGGACAUUGGAGUCAACGGCUGCAGCAUGAAAACCGAGGAGAAUCUGCAAGUUGUCAAGGCCAUUCCACUGGAACGACUGCAGAUUGAAACAGACGGCCCCUGGUGCGAAAUUCGACCAUCCCAUGCCUCAGCCAAACACCUGAACGGUGCUCCAGAGCUACCCAAAUCAGUGAAGAAAGAGAAAUGGCAGAAAGGAUGCAUGGUCAAGGGACGGAACGAACCCGUCGCUAUUGCCCGUGUGGCGCACGUAAUUGCAGCGGUGAAGGAAAUCACUGUGGAGGAAGUGUGCGAAGCGGCAUGGAACAACUCAGUUCGGAUGUUUGGACUUGGCGUGGAGACUCAGUAG
Molecule: messenger RNA, 966 nt
Organism: Penicillium diatomitis
Lineage: Eukaryota; Fungi; Ascomycota; Eurotiomycetes; Eurotiales; Aspergillaceae
Product: 3'-5'-exodeoxyribonuclease
Exons: 5
Coding region: 1-966 (321 amino acids)
Cellular component (GO): cytosol
Molecular function (GO): 3'-5'-DNA exonuclease activity
Source: RefSeq, a predicted model, not a curated record